AUGUUUAUCGGCAGUCCACAUUCAGUCUAUGACGAGGAUGUCACCCGUCUUGAGGUGUUUUAUGGUCUCACUCACUUUCUGUCUAUGCAAACGGUUGCUUUUGAUCAUCUUUGUCGGUUAUGGCCUGUUGGCAUCGGCAUCCGACGCGAAGUGGGAUUCGAGGUAAUUGCAUUAUGGAGUGGCGGAGUCGGAGCAACACAGUUCACAAGCGCU
Molecule: messenger RNA, 213 nt
Organism: Paraglomus occultum
Lineage: Eukaryota; Fungi; Glomeromycota; Glomeromycetes; Paraglomerales; Paraglomeraceae
Source: the annotation of a GenBank genome assembly